AUGGUUAAAUGUGGUAAAAAAAUAGCAACAUCUGGAACUAACAAGAAACAAAAUGAAAAAGAAAAUUUUGAAGUGUAUGUUCUUAUGCGUGAUAUCGUCUCAGAUGUACAUCAUGUCAUACAAAGAAGUAAAGUGAUUUCAUCAAAAAAACUUCAAAAGCUUGAACCUGGCGAUGAAAUUAGUUUUGGUCAACGAGGUGGUCGUAUGCGUGGUAUUAUUCUUAUGAUAGGAACAGGAAAGCAAUGCAAAAAUUCUCUAUGUAUUAUUCAAAAAGCAAAUACUUCAAAUAGUAAAAUGGAUAAGAGUAAAAAUAAGAAUGUCGAUGAAGCUGAAAGUAAAACAGAUGAUAUGAAUUAUGCUGAAGCAGAUGAAAAUAAUGAAGAUAUAUUAUCAGUUGGUGGUGAAGAAGAUGAUUCUGCUGUUGAAAAUGAUUCUCUUCAUAUCGAUGAAGCGACAUCAUUAAAAACUAUUGCUACGUCAACUUCUUUCAAUCGUUCUCAAUCAACUAACACAAUUAAUGGAAGUGUACAAUCAAAUAUGCAUGUUACACUUCAACGACAGAUUAAUUCCCUAGAAGCUCAAGCUUUGGAAUAUCAAACGAUGUGGAUGCGUGAGUAA
This is a messenger RNA of Rotaria sp. Silwood1, 618 nucleotides long. NCBI's taxonomy places the organism in Eukaryota, Metazoa, Rotifera, Eurotatoria, Philodinida, Philodinidae. The record is from the annotation of a GenBank genome assembly.